Ipomoea triloba (trilobed morning glory) is the source of this 3900-nucleotide messenger RNA. RefSeq lists its product as uncharacterized. The transcript is spliced from 5 exons. The record is from RefSeq and is a predicted model, not a curated record. Gene Ontology annotation, molecular function: RNA-DNA hybrid ribonuclease activity; nucleic acid binding. NCBI's taxonomy places the organism in Eukaryota, Viridiplantae, Streptophyta, Magnoliopsida, Solanales, Convolvulaceae. Bases 1 to 3900 code for a protein of 1299 amino acids.
AUGGAAUAUAGGGGUGGUACCCAGGCUGCCAACCGGGGAGGUUAUGUAACCAAUACCCAUGGUGGGUAUCAGGGUGUUUAUCAGGGAGGUCGACAAUCUUGGAACCGAGGUGGACACCAGUCAACGAAUCGCGGAGGGAACCGAGGAGGCAGGCCAGGGGAGCAUGCAUAUGAUCCAAAAGAGCCACCUUCCGCGGCUGAUUUUGAGCAUUCGCCAAAAGAAGAUCCCCCUGAUGCUGAGAUCUUAGAUGGUGAAAGAAUUCUUGAUGAGGAUAUUGCAAUGAUGGAGGGCGAUGAACCCAAAGUUUUUGGGAAUCAAGCGAAUACUAUUUGUUCUAGCUUCGGUUAUGAGGAAUGGGUCAGGGUUGAAGCAGUCGGCUUCUCGGGGGGUAUUUCGGUUCUUUGGAAAAGCUCUAUUUCCAUAGAGGUUUUAAACACUCACCCUCAAUUCAUUACCUUGCAGGUACAUCAAGAAGGGAUUGGUCUAUGGAGACUCUCGGUCGUGUAUGGAAGUCCGAACCUCAGUCUGAGAAGAAGGUUGUUUGCUGAGCUAACGUGCCUGUCCCCAGACUUUCAGGGUCCCUGGCUAAUGGCAGGGGGCUUUAAUUCCGUUACCUCACAGGAAGAAGUUAGCAAUCCAGAGAGCUUCUACAUGUCAAGGUGUUCUGAUUUCAAUCAGUGGUUAUUUAGAGAAGGGCUAAUUGACCUAGGUUACACAGGAGCCAAAUUCUCUUGGAUGCGGGGAACCAAUUCAUCUACUCUCAGAGGAGCACGUCUCGACCGGGCACUCAGUAAUGUUGAGUGGAAGCUCCGCUUUCCAGAUACAACGGUCAUCCACCUCCCAAGAAUAGAGUCGGACCAUUCGCCCCUACUCAUUAACAACCAGCCGGCUCAGGUAGUCCAUAGGGAGAAAGCUUUCAGAUUUAAUAUGGCCUGGGCCACGCAGCCCGGGUUUAUAUCGCUUGUUCACAGUAAUUGGAAGAGGGAGAGGAGCCUAGAAGAAAAUAAAAGAAAUAUGGCAGCCGUCCUAACUACCUGGAACACUAACACUUUUGGCAACGUAUUCCAAAGAAAGAAACGUUUAUUGGUCAAGCUCGGCGGUAUUCAGAAUUGUAUUGCCAACAACUCAAGACCGGAGUUAAUCAAAUUAGAGAGAAGACUUCGCCUGGAGUUGGAGGAGGUACUCUACCAGGAGGAACUGAUUUGGUUUCAACGUUCUAGAGAGCAGUGGAUCACCUCAGGAGAUCGGAAUACGAAAUACUACCAUAUAGCAACAUCCGUCAAGAGCUCCUACAACAAAAUUAGUAGGCUUAAGACUGAUAAUGAGACAUGGAUCACGGAUGAAUUAGAAAUCAGAAACCAUGUGCGAAGCUACUUCGUCAAUCUAUACAAGAAGGAGAGAUCAUCCAACAUCUACAUGCUGCAACCAAGAAAGUUUCCAAGACUAGCUGAUUCAGAAUGGGAGGAAGUAAACGCCCCAUUCCACCCGGAUGAUAUAAAACAAGCGCUAUUUGAUAUGGCACCAUGUAAAGCUCCGGGUCCGGAUGGCUAUACGGCAGGUUUCUACCAGAAAUCAUGGAGUAUUAUUGGUGAUUGCGUGGUGAGGUACGUGCAGGAGUUCUUUGAGUCUGGGAUUCUUCCACCAGGCAGUAAUGAUACACUGAUCUCCCUUAUUCCGAAGGUAUCGAAUCCUAAGUCAGUCAAGCAGCUCCGCCCCAUCGGGCUAUUAUGCAAUCUGUCCUACAAAAUCUUGACAAAGAGAAUGACAUCAAGAUUAAAAGGCAUCGCAAAGAAACUUAUUGGGCACCACCAAACUAGCUUUGUCCCUGGAAGAUCAGUCUUAGACAAUAUUCUGGUUUAUCAGGAGGUUCUAAACUCAAUGAAAUACAAGCAGGGAGUCAAAGGAUGGGUGGUAGUGAAAUUGGACUUGGAAAAGGCUUAUGAUAGACUAUCAUGGAGCUUCCUCGAAGACACACUAAAGGACAUCGAUGAUCUGAUUCUAUUCGGCGAAGCGACUAUGGAACAACCUAUCGAGGUGAACAACUGUCUACGUGCCUUCUGUGCUGCUUCGGGUCAGAAGGUGAGCUUGCCCAAAUCCUCAGUGUUCUUUUCCAGAAACACAAAUCCGGAUUUACAGCAGAGAAUCAGUGAGACGCUAGGGAUGCUAGUGGUCUCGGAUAUGGGCAAAUAUCUUGGAGUACCCUCUCACCACGGGAGACUUUCCAAGGAAUCCUUCUCUGGAAUUAUUGAUAGAAUAAGAGCUAAGCUAGCAGGCUGGAAAUCCAAAUCGCUGUCACUUGCCGGAAGGUAUACUCUAGUGCAGUCUGUGUUAACUUCAAUUCCAUAUUACACAAUGCAGACAACUCUCCUACCAAAAGGAGUAGUCCUAGCCAUCGAAAGGAUCACCCGAGACUUCCUAUGGGGAAGUAAGGAGGGCGAAAGGAAAUGUCAUCUAGUUAAAUGGGAAGUACUCACAAAGAGCAAAGAGUUUGGGGGUCUGGGCAUUCGUAAAUUGGAACCAAUGAACCUGGCAUUUCUAGCCAAAUUAGGCUGGAGAUUGAUUCAAGACGAGGAAUGUCUUUGGGUACAAUUGCUCAAAGCAAAGUAUUCUAUACCCUCAACCGACUGCACUACGUGGAAACCAAAAACGAACAUGUCAAAUGCAUGGAAAGGUAUCCUCAGAGCCGUCCCUAUCCUAGUGCAAGGGACCAGGAAAUUGGUGCGAAAUGGGAACAAAACAGCCUUCUGGCGAGAUACUUGGCUGGAGGACAGACCCCUGUAUCAACUUGCAACUAGUCUGGUUCCUUGGAAUGAGUUAGACAGACCAGUCUCACACUACUGGAACGCAAAUACUGGAUGGCAGUGGGAGGCGUUGAAUCAGAUGCUCCCUGAAGAAGUCCUCAGUAGACUUGCAGCACGUAUGCUGCACGAGGGACAGAACAUGGAUGAUGAAACCGGCUGGAAGGAUCAAGCUUCCGGAGAUUUCUCGGUGCGCACAGUGUAUAACAUUGCCACAGGGGAAGGUGUUUCCAUCGAAGCAGCUAAAUGGAACAUGUGGAACAUGUGCCCGGCUGCAGAUAGAGUAUGGAGAGCGGUCCUUCCAAGCUUCUCAGAAAAAACUAAGGCACUGUCAUUUUCUAGGUGGCUUGAAGAAGGAAUCACGAAUAAAGGUGAUGGAAGGAACCCAGUGAACAAUACCACGGUGUUCGCAGUGACGACAUGGUGGAUCUGGAGGUGGAGGAACGAAGUAACUUUUACCAAUACAGUCAAACAUCUCCAGUACAAACUCUCCUGGAUUAAAACCCAGGUUGAAGAGGUCAACAGAGCCUUUGCAAAGGCUAAGUAUCCGGGAAGUCAAGGGUCAGAACCAAAUUGGCAGAUGCUCUCCUGGACUAAACCCCAAGAAGGCUAUGUAAAGGUAAACGUAGAUGGCGCAGUGGACAGAAUCACAUCUAGAGCCAGCUGCGGAGGAGCUAUACGCAAUGAAAAUGGAGCCUGGAAACAGGGUUACACAUACAGUAUAGGGUACUGCACACCCUUUGAAGCAGAAGCCUGGGCACUUUUCAAGGGUGUGCAAUUGGCUGUUCACCUGGGUUGUAAUCGAGUCAUCUUUGAAAGUGACUCAAAUGAGAUCGUCGACUACAUGAACGCAGAUAGGCCACCAUCAAUCGCAGCUCACAAUAUUCUGGAGGCAUGCAGAAGGGAGCUACGAUGCAUCGAGUGUUGGCAGAUCAGACAGAUUGCACGCGAGCAGAAUCUAGUAGCAGAUUUCCUCUCCAAAUUGUCCAGAGGGCUCCCAGGAGGUUUAAAGAUAUUUACAGAUCCUCCAGUUGACAUCCUUGGCUUACUAGAGGAUGACAUUACUGGGUUUCCACUUUGGCAUGAUGUUUGUAUCAGUUGA